Messenger RNA from Mytilinidion resinicola, 2187 nucleotides. RefSeq names its product methionyl-tRNA synthetase. NCBI's taxonomy places the organism in Eukaryota, Fungi, Ascomycota, Dothideomycetes, Mytilinidiales, Mytilinidiaceae. Gene Ontology annotation, cellular component: aminoacyl-tRNA synthetase multienzyme complex; cytosol. Gene Ontology annotation, molecular function: ATP binding; methionine-tRNA ligase activity. The coding region runs from base 15 to 1985 and encodes 656 amino acids. The record is from RefSeq and is a predicted model, not a curated record. Gene Ontology annotation, biological process: methionyl-tRNA aminoacylation. The transcript has 7 exons.
CUUCACAUCACAUCAUGGCGGGCGCAAAGAAAAUUGUCCUCCCCGAGGACGGCAAGAAGAACAUUCUCAUUACAUCCGCUCUUCCAUACGUCAACAAUGUUCCCCAUCUCGGCAACGUUGUAGGCUCAGUCCUCUCAGCCGAUGUCUUCGCUCGCUUCUGCCGAGCUCGAGGCUACCAAACCCUCUACAUCUGCGGGACGGACGAGUAUGGUACUGCUACUGAAACGAAGGCCUUGGAAGAAGGUGUCACUCCCCAGGAGCUUUGCGACAAAUACUACAAAAUACACUCCGAAGUCUACGAAUGGUUCAACAUCUCCUUUGACCACUUUGGUAGGACACCGACACAGCAGCAGACGGACAUCGCCCAGGACAUGUUUCUGAAACUACAUAAGAAUGGGUACUUGAAAGAGGAGACUACCUUGCAGCCAUACUGUGAGACACACAACAGCUUCUUGGCGGAUCGCUUCGUCGAGGGCACAUGCCCCAAACUGCUGGACGAUGGCACACCAUGUGCAUAUCCCGAUGCCAGAGGAGAUCAGUGUGACAAGUGCGGGAAUCUUCUCAAUCCUCUAGAGCUCAUUAACCCCAAGUGCAAACUCGACGGAGCAACACCCGUGCCUCGUGAUACAACACAUAUAUUCAUUGAACUCGACAAACUCCAGCCAGCGAUAACCAAGUGGUUCGAGGAGAGUUCACAGAAAGGGUUAUGGUCGUCGAAUGGAAUCCACAUCACCCAGUCAUGGCUGAACGAAGGACUACAGCCUCGUGGUAUUACCCGAGAUCUCAAAUGGGGCACCAAAGUGCCCCUUGAUGGUUACGAAAACAAGGUUCUAUACGUGUGGUUUGAUGCCUGUAUUGGAUAUGUCUCUAUUACAGCCAACUAUACAGAUCAGUGGGAGAAAUGGUGGAGAGAUCCGGAGCGUGUGAAACUAUACCAAUUCAUGGGCAAGGACAAUGUCCCGUUCCACACCGUCAUCUUUCCGGGCUCUCAAAUCGGAACUGGAGACAAGUGGACUCAGCUGAACAUGCUGUCAACCACCGAGUAUCUGAAUUACGAGCACGGUAAAUUCAGCAAAUCAAGGGGUAUUGGUGUUUUCGGAACCAAUGCUAAAGAGACCGGCAUUCCUCCAGACGUCUGGAGAUACUAUCUGCUUGCCAGGAGACCUGAAACCAGCGACUCCGAGUUCGAAUGGGAUGGUUUCAUUGACGCAAACAACAACGAGCUUCUCAAGAACUUUGGAAACUUUGUCAACCGAGUCAUCAAAUUCUGCAACGCCAAAUACGAGUCAGUGGUACCAGACUGGACGAAAUACAUGGAACCUGCCUUCGAGAACUACAAGAAGGAAGUCAAUGCCGCGUUGGCUCAGUACAAUGAAGAACUCGAAGCAGUCAAGAUCAGGGCCGCUCUUGCGACUGUGUUGCGCGUCAGCAGUCUCGGCAACUCUUUACUCCAGCACAACAAGCUCGACAACAAGCUUGCAGCCGAAGAGCCAGACAAGGCCGCAGCAGUUAUAGGCCUUGCCCUCAACCAGAUCCACCUCCUCGCAUCGCUCGUCGAGCCUUACAUGCCCGAAACAACUACUUCCAUCCUCAAGAUGCUCAACCAAGAUCUGCUCAUCAUUCCAGAUGUUUGGGAAGUGGGCAGCAUCGAGCCUGGCCACAAGAUUGGCCAAGCUGCUCUUCUCUUUAGCGUCAUCAAGGCCGAAAAGGAACAGGAAUGGCGAGAGCUCUUCGGCGGCGAAGCACAGAAGAAGGCAAAGGCCGAACAGGCUGCGAAAGCCGCCGCCAAGAAAGUCAAGAAAGAUAAAAAGAAGCUGGCUAAGAAGGAGAAGGCGGCGAAAGGCAAGACGGGAGGCGUGGAAGCAGCUAAGGUGGGAGGCGUGGAGGCGGCUGAAAAGGGUGCAUCGGAGCAGCUGCCGGCGGGCGAAAGUGCGGUUGAUCAAGUCACCAAGGGCGUCGAGCAGGUUGUGUUGCCUUCUUCGUGAGCGAGUCCAGCCCUCGUAGCGGUUUAGACGUCUUCUUCUGUGGUCGGGGUGUGUUUGGAUCAUAGGGCUUCUGUUUUUAUGACUUGUAAGAGGAAAGCUGGGUUAUUUGGGGAGUUCACGAGCGGAUACCCGCGCAGCGAGUGAGCGCGAUUCAACAUGCUGCAAAAAUACAAAGAUACGAUCUGUACUACCUAAGCACGGC